Ceutorhynchus assimilis (cabbage seed weevil) is the source of this 2418-nucleotide messenger RNA. The record is from the annotation of a GenBank genome assembly. Lineage: Eukaryota; Metazoa; Arthropoda; Insecta; Coleoptera; Curculionidae.
AUGUCCGGAGUUUCGGGUAUGGAACAUUUGAUAAGUACAGUGAACAAGUUGCAGGACGCUUUUACGCGACUGGGUGUGCAACUGUCCCUUGAUUUGCCACAAAUUGCCGUGGUAGGGGGACAGAGUGCUGGGAAAAGUUCGGUUUUAGAAAAUUUUGUUGGACGAGAUUUUCUCCCCAGAGGAUCCGGAAUAGUAACCAGAAGACCCCUAAUUUUGCAACUGAUUCACGCAAACUAUGAAUACGCCGAAUUUCUUCAUAAACCUGGAAAAAAACUUGUCGACUUCAAUGAAGUUAGACGUGAAAUUGAAGCUGAUACUGAUAGAAUUACUGGAAAAAAUAAAGGAAUAUCUAAUGUACCGAUUAAUUUAAGAGUCUUUUCUCCAAACGUUUUAAAUCUCACUCUCAUAGACCUUCCAGGGAUGACAAAAAUCCCAAUAGGAGACCAGCCCCCCGACAUAGAACAACAAAUUAGAAACAUGAUCCUGGAAUACAUAAAAAGAGAUUCAUGUUUGAUUCUAGCUGUCACACCAGCUAAUACCGACUUGGCUAAUUCUGAUGCAUUGCAAAUAGCUAAGAAAGUCGAUCCAGAUGGAUUUCGCACAAUUGGUGUAAUUACUAAACUAGACCUCAUGGAUCAAGGAACCGAUGCCAAAGACAUAUUAGAAAAUAAAUUACUUCCUUUGAGGAGAGGAUAUGUGGGUGUAAUCAAUAGAUCUCAAAAAGAUUUGGAGGGUGGCAAAGAUAUUAAAUUGCAAAUAAAAGCCGAAAGGGAAUUUUUUCUCAGACACCAAGCUUACAAGCAUAUGAUAGAUAGAAUGGGAACGGUAUUUUUACAAAAAACUUUAAACGCCCAGUUGACUAAUCAUAUUAAAAAUACUCUACCCAGUCUAAGAGAUAAUUUACAAAAACAAUUAUUAUUCUUGGAAAAAGAUUUGGGAGAUUUUAGAAAUUUCAAACACGAUGAUAAAACUAUGAAGACAAAAGCAUUAUUGCAGAUGGUCCAGAAUUUCUCUUUGGAAUUCGAAAAAGCCUUAGAAGGCUCAAGGUCCAGCGAAAUCAACACGAGUGAAUUAUGUGGUGGUGCGAAAAUCAAUUCGCUGUUUCACGAAAGGCUUCCAUUUGAAAUUGUAAAGAUGGAAUUUGACGAAAACGAAUUACGCAGAGAAAUUGCUAUAGCUAUUUGUAAUAUUCAUGGUAUUAGGAUUGGACUUUUCACUCCUGAUCUUGCAUUUGAUGCCAUAGUAAAAAAACAAAUUGGUAGACUCAAAGAGCCUUGCCUUAAGUGCAUUAAUCUUGUAGUUGGAGAACUUUUGAAUAUCACACAUUUUUGCACUGAAAGGAUGUCUCGCUAUCCAAUAUUAAGAGACGCUGUCGAACGUAUAAUAUCAGCACAAAUUCACAAAGCAGAGCAACAAUGCAAAGAUCAAAUACAAUUUUAUAUUGAUUGUCAGUUAAGUUACAUGAACACUAAUCAUGAGGAUUUUAUUGGAUUCGCCAAUGCUGAAAAUCAAGCAAAAAAGAACAUAUCCUCAACCAGUUCUGCUCCAGGAAACCAAGUAAUCCGUAAAGGCUACAUGUAUAUUCAUAAUCAAAGCAUGAUACGUGGCGCCAAAGAUUUUUGGUUUGUUCUAACAUCAGAAAAUCUUGCUUGGUUCAAAGAUGACACAGAAAAAGAAAUUCAAUAUAUUCUACCUUUGAAUGGUAUAAAAUUGAGAGACAUGGAAUCAAAAUUUAUAACCAGAAGACACACCUUUGGAUUGUUUUAUUCCAAUGGAAGAAAUGUUUAUAAAGACAACAAGCAAUUGGAGCUCAGUUGUAAUUCCAUAGAGGAAGAAGAUACGUGGAAGGCGUCGUUACUUAGAGCUGGAGUGUAUCCAGAAAGGCCAGCAGUAGAAGAGAAUACAUACGAAGAUAUACCAGCAAAAGAAGACACUGACCCGCAGUUGAAACGGCAAGUGGAAGUUAUAAGGAAUUUGGUUGAUAGUUAUAUGGGAAUUGUUAAUAAAUCCACUAAGGAUUUAAUACCAAAGAUUAUAACAAAUUUAGUACUAAAUUCAACAAAGAAGUUUAUAAGUGAGGAGUUAUUGUUGCAUGUUUAUUCGACAGAGAAUCAGGAUAAUCUUAUGGAAGAAUCAGCCGAUGAAGUUAGGAAACGCGAAGAAAAGAUGCAAAUGUAUCAAGCCUGUAAAGAAGCAUUGAAUAUUAUUGGUGAAUGUUCAGUUUCGUUUUCUAGUCAAAUGACUAGUACCAGUAGUCAAUUGAGUGCACCAGCUUCACCUGGAACAAAAAGAGUUUAUAGAAUGUCAUCCCCUAAUCCAUCAGCUACAAGAAAAGCGCCUCCUCCACCGCAAGGCAUACAAAAAUAUCAAAGCAUGAAACAUUUGGUACCGGAAUUUUACGUGUUCUCGGUACCAUAG